CAUUAAUCCUACAUCACCUAGAGAAAACCACACAGCCAAAAAUUUAACAAUGGCUGCAACGCUUCAACAUUGUAGCUUCUUGUUGAUAACAACAUUUACAUGGAUGUUCAUAUUAAUCAUCGGAAAGCCACCAAUAGUAGCGGGUACAUUUCAGCCUAGUCAAUGGACCCUUGCCCAUGCCACAUUUUAUGGUGAUGAGUCUGCUUCUGCCACUAUGGGAGGAGCAUGUGGGUACGGAAAUUUGCUCAUAAACGGUUACGGGAAAGACACAGCAGCUUUGAGUUCGACAUUGUUCAACAACGGGUAUGCAUGUGGGACUUGUUAUCAGAUACGUUGUGUUCAAUCGAGUGCAUGCUAUUCCAAUGUGCCUUACACUACAGUGACUGCCACAAAUCUUUGCCCUCCUAAUUGGGCCCAGGCCUCUGAUAACGGAGGCUGGUGCAACCCACCACGUACACAUUUUGACAUGUCCAAGCCCGCUUUCAUGAAAAUUGCACAGUGGCAAGCUGGAAUCAUUCCUGUUAUGUACCGCAGAGUACCUUGCGUAAGAAGUGGGGGGAUACGAUUCUCUUUCCAAGGAAACGGGUAUUGGUUAUUGGUGUACGUGAUGAAUGUUGGAGGUGGAGGAGAUAUUGCUAACAUGUGGGUGAAGGGAAGUGGAACAGGGUGGAUUAGUAUGAGCCACAAUUGGGGAGCUUCAUACCAGGCAUUUGCAACAUUGGGUGGCCAAGCUCUUUCCUUUAAGGUUACUUCCUACACAACCAAAGAGACUAUAAUAGCAUGGAAUGUUGCUCCUACCAACUGGGGCGUAGGACUAACUUAUUCCUCCAAUGUCAACUUCAUUUAAAAAAGUACUACAUGUUCCUUUUCAUUUACUUAUUUAAAAACUCCAUGGUUAUUUUUUUAUCUGUUGCAUCUGAUGUAUUUAUUUUCCACAAAUGAAGCAAAUGGUCAUUGUCAUCAGACUUCCUCUUUUUGUUAGUUUGACAAAUUAGCUGAAAUGUACUCCCACAGUUGGCACAAUUGGAAUUUGUCAUCCAACCUUUUUUUUCCUGAAUUAUUUGUCAUUCA
Messenger RNA from Glycine soja, 1071 nucleotides. RefSeq names its product putative expansin-A30. The coding region runs from base 50 to 847 and encodes 265 amino acids. The transcript has 3 exons. NCBI's taxonomy places the organism in Eukaryota, Viridiplantae, Streptophyta, Magnoliopsida, Fabales, Fabaceae. Gene Ontology annotation, cellular component: extracellular region. The record is from RefSeq and is a predicted model, not a curated record. Gene Ontology annotation, biological process: plant-type cell wall organization.